Struthio camelus australis is the source of this 1629-nucleotide messenger RNA. The record is from RefSeq and is a predicted model, not a curated record. Lineage: Eukaryota; Metazoa; Chordata; Aves; Struthioniformes; Struthionidae.
CAGCUCGUGGUGGCCCUUCGCGUUCGUCCCAUCAGCGAAGCCGAGGCAGAAGAGGGAGCCGCUGUCGCGGCCCACCGGGCGGGCGAGCAGAUGGUUGUAUUGAUGGACCCAAGUGAAGAUUCAGACGACAUCUUGCGAGCUAACAGUUCCCAAGAAAAAACAUUUGUAUUUGAUAUGGUUUUUGACCACACAGCAACCCAGGAAGUAGUAUAUGCAUCGAGAACCAAAAGCCUGAUAAAAGGAGUCAUUUCUGGCUACAAUGCAACCAUUAUCACCUAUGGUCCAACAGGAGCAGGAAAAACCUACACCAUGUUAGGGACAGACUGUGAACCAGGAAUUUGUGUCCGUACUCUUGAUGACCUCUUCAGGGCCCUUGAAGCUACCACAGAGAACAUGGAUUACACAGUCUCCAUGUCCUACUUGGAGAUCUAUAGUGAAGUGAUCCAUGACCUACUGAACCCAUCAUUUGGGUUCUUAGACCCGAGAGAGGACGUCAGAGGUAGCAUCCAGAUAGCAGGAAUUACGGAAGUCUCCGCUACCAAUGCUCAGGAGACCCAGAAUCAAGGCAAGAGAAUGAAGGAAGGAGCGCACAUCAACUACUCACCGCUGGCUCCGGGCAACUGCAUCAAUGCUUUGAGCAAGACGGGGGGCAGUCGGGUCCAGUUUGUCAGUUUUUGAGACAGCAAACUCACACGCUUGUUGAAGGUACUGUACCCUGCAGGGCUCAUUGGGGGGAACAGCAGGACUGUUAUGAUGGCACAUAUCAGCCCAGCAAGUACCUGCUUUGAAGAAUCUCGAACAACCUUGAUCUAUCCUUACCGAGCACAAAACAUCAAGACACAGGUAAAGGAGCAAGCAACCCACAGGAGGUAACACAUUGGCCAGUACACCAGCAUCAUCACGGACCUCCGCAGGGAGAUAGAGUAUCUGAAGGCAAGGAUUGAAAGCCAGGAGAAAGAAAAAAGCGCAGUCAGAUCUCACCCCAGGGAAGUGCAAGCAGAGAUGUACCAAGACUCAGAGGCACGCAGUCAGCAAGAAAUGAACAAGCUGCGGGUACAAUUGACUGGGGCUUUCAGGGAGCAAAUGGAGUUGUGCCGCAGCCUGAUGGAGCUGGAAAACACCAAUGUUGAGCUGCAGGUUGAUACCUGCAGGCACCUGCUAACAAUCACAGAAGCUGGAGCAGCACUUAGCAAAUGCUCAGAGAAAAGCUCCCAGAUGGAGAUGACUUUACCCAGACAAAUCACCAGUGAGGAUCAUCGGGAGGUGCCGAGACUCCUUUGUAGAUCCCAUGAGCUUGAGGUUGGCAACACAGAGCUGCAGGCAAAUAUACUGUACCAGGAGAAUCUAUCGUGCCAGAAAGAUUUUGUGAUACAGCAGCUGCAGCAGCACGUGUUGUUCUGUGAAAAAAUUAUUCACCAGCAGCAGACGCUGCUAAAAGCCCAGGACGUCCCUGUCCCAGAGACACUGGCAAAGUAGCACCACCUGCACUCCUCUGAGCUGGAGGAGGGGACACUGAACUGCCUGCUUCUGCUACAUUCAGUGAGGUCCAGCAUGCUCAGGGCUCGGGAUGGGGAGAGCGAGUCAUGGGUUCGCACCCAGGCCAGGUUCAGGCUGGCGAUCAUCAUGUAA